Messenger RNA from Dufourea novaeangliae, 3653 nucleotides. RefSeq lists its product as uncharacterized. Lineage: Eukaryota; Metazoa; Arthropoda; Insecta; Hymenoptera; Halictidae. The record is from RefSeq and is a predicted model, not a curated record.
UGAACUGUAAUCUAAGUGAUUUUCUAUCGUUUCCAUAUAGAAAUUUCAGUGUCGAUGCGCGUUAUUAUUUUUCGGUGACUUUUUACGGUUUUCCGUGUGUGAGGAAGUGGCUAUGAACGCGAUAGAGAUGGAACAAUGAAGCAGACGACUGAGGUCAACGACGGUUGUCAAGAAGAUGCCGGUGAACCUCUCGAACAUGGGAAAUGCGUGCUUGUUGGAGACUAUCGCGUUGUAAUCAGCCUCUCGAGGAUGGGUUCCCGACGGGCCGGGUCGAACGGGGGUCGUUCAAACGCUGGCGUUUCAAAGGAACGCGCCAACAUGUCUUUCAUGUUGGUGGUGAUGUUCUUUGCGGUGUUUGGGCUGAUCGUCCUCACGGAGAUAUUCCUGAUCGACGAGAGACGUGGUGUAGGUGUAGGGGGCACGGGAACUCUAGGAGGUCACAGGAGCGGGCAUCGAUUGCCUGCUGCGCCCGAUCGGCCCGAUUAUGGAGAAAUAGGAGCUGAAGAUUAUAUCGGAUUGAAGGGUAGCUUUGACGAUCAUAUUGGAUUACUUGUGCACGGAGAAGACGGAGGGCAAAAGACCGCGAUACAACCCGACCCGAGAGGUUUACCAAGCUUACCACCAAACUUAGAAGCUCGUCUACCUCAACUCGAUCAGAGCGUGAGGAUCACGGACGCCGAAUGGUUACCAGUCACGAAAACCAGGUUCAAAUUUUUCGUAUAUUCAGCAUACUUCGACGACAGGGUCGGUGGUGUUAAAAAUCAGGGCAUGGUGCGCAUUAUAAGCGCGACAAAGACAAGAGGACCGGAACGCGUGUGGUGUAGGUUUUGGUACCAAACGGAGAAUGGUGGAAACGUCACCGCUUCCCUAACGGUAACCGCUAAAGUGAAGGUUAUCAGAGAGAAUUGGAAUUUGAAAUACAGCGCCUGUUUCGUGAUCUGCCCACUGCCUAAGGAAUCGCCCGCUAGUGAUAGAGUACCGGAAACGGUGAGUGUCGUGGCCAGGCUGAAAGCAGUCCCGACCAAUCGCAUUCUUGUCCAAAACCGGCCAGAAUCCAGGACGGAAAACAAGGAACUGCUGGCCAUUUGCGUGAAGCCUCUGCACUACGAUUACAACAGAGUGCUGCAACUUGUGGAGUUUAUCGAGCUGUAUGGGCUACUUGGCGCGACGCAUGUGACUCUUUACAAUGACACAGUUGGUACGGAGGCCGGAUGCGCACUGAAGUAUUACGAAGCGAAAGGUCUCGUGACCGUGCUACCCUGGCAUCAUUUAGACAUGGUCUCGCAGCGUGAAAUUCGAACGGAGGGAUUGUUCGCUGCUCUGAAUGAUUGCCUUUAUCGAUCCAUGUACAAAUACGAGUAUGUGGCAUUGGUGGAUCUCGACGAGUUCAUUAUACCAAGGCACAAUGACACAACCAUUGAUCUCAUAAGGUGGAUGAGCAGUCGCAUAAACACCAAGUCCACCGGAGCGUAUUCGUUCCAGAACGCUUUCUUUUACCUUCAGUGGGCCGAUGAUCCGUUCAUAGUGACCAGUCGAACGCCUAUCGAGGCUGGCCUAAUCACACUGAGGAAGACGAGACGCAGGGCGAAGCUACAUCCACACAAGCAGCGCUCGAAGUAUAUAUGCAGACCUCAAAACGUAGUCGAAGCCGGCAAUCAUUUCGUCUGGGAGUUUAUUCCAGGCCACGGGACUCUGAACGUGCCCUCGGAAGCUGCGAUCCUCCAUCACUAUCGGGUCUGCGAAUUCGGUGGCGAUGACUGUAUAAAGACCCAAUCAGUGGUCGACAGAACGGCCUACAAAUACAAGAACCAACUGACCGAGAGCGUCAGGAAAACGUGGAUGGAUCUGAGCACCGAAUGCUUGCUGCCGAAACUGGAACCAGCGCCGAUGAUAACGCAACGAAUGAAGACAGGACCCGUGUCCAAGUCGGCCAGGUAGCAGAAGACCAUCGUCGACGUCCUCUGGGAUAUCAGUAACUUCACCGGCACCCCAAAAGUGGCUAGAACUUAUUUCUACAACUACGGUGGCCCUUAGCUUUUCAGUGGAAAUCGCUUCUUCACGUCAGAAUCUCCACGUUAGAAUCUCCACGUUCAGUCUACGUCAGAAUCUAUCGCGGGCUGCCUUCGUCAAUUCUUUCUAUCUUUCACGGUUCACCCUGCACAAGUCUCGUUCAUGAGAACGGUGUUUGCCAUGGAGCCGAGUGACAAGGGUAUCCCUCGACGCUCAUUGAUAAGCUGACAAAUGAUAUUUUUCUACGUGAGAAGGACUCACGAUCGACCGGGAAAGUACCUAAAACACAACACCGCUUUCCCGCUCGAUCACCCAUCUCUUACGCUAUGGUGCUUCUUUCACAAUUUUAUAUCUUAUAUGUAAUUAUUACCUACAAGUCUGUUUCCGUUCUGAAUGGAUCCGAUCUGCGGUAGGUUCCGUGGAUGUUAUUACAUAAGGCCUACAGCCUCGGCCUACAUUGUCGGCUAUAACUUGAGAUUUGAUAAUUAAUACCGUUGUCUCGUUGGCACAUUCUUGUCGAACACACCUGUAAGUCCGCACAAUGUAUUUACAAAACGUAGGCAUAUCUAUAGGAGAUCAAUACUCAGCCGUAGUUCGUAUAUGUAUAAUAUGUAUCUAGGACAUCCAGUAUCUAAUCUAUAGCGAACGCGUAGGGCGUGUGACAUUUUUAAAAUCUAGCGAUUUAUAUCCGACGAAUUGUUUGCGUUGCGAGGAACCCUAUUAAAAAGGAAAAUUUUGAUGAAACUUUACAAGAGGAUACGUUUGUAUUCUUCGGAUAACAUCACUGUUUGAACAACGCUUCGUAGGGAUCUUCAUUUCUAACAAAACUCUUAGAUUCUGGCAACUGGAAUAAGGGUGACAUUUAAUGAUAUCAAGAAAGGUUUUUCUGGUCCUCCGAUGAAAGCACCAUUAUACAUUUUUGGCACGAUUAACACGUUUUGCAGCUUUAUGGGGAUUUAUGUGUUUUGAACAUAAAGUCUCUAGAAUUUAUGUUGUACCUAUACAUUACUGUGUACCUGUAUACCUGUAAAGUUUCAUCAUGAUUUGUUAGUUGAGGCACAGAUUUCGUUCGCCUUCGUCUUGAAUUAAGUCACACCUAUGUUACCUUCUUCUGUUAUCUAUCAGGGAACAUUUGUUAUAGCCUAGUGAAAGUACCCUUACACGAGCAUUACAGUAAAGCUCCGUUGUACGUUCAAACGUCGGAUCCGUUUUGGACCUUAUAUCGGUCCAAGUCGAUGCGUUUUGCAACGUCAUAAAUUCUAGGUCGGGCUUCCGCAGCUCGCGCCUUUGCACUUUGCCGACAGCGAUGGUGGUAGAAUAGGACAGCAAUUAAAAUAGGAAAAGGCACAGAGCGUCGAGGUAGCCAACAAAAGUUUAAAUGCCCGCGUAUCGAUGAGAGAACAUUAAUGCUGCGAUAAUACUUUUUUACUUUUUUAGUUCUUUGUUAAUGAAAAUUCUGUUAACAUAUUGAAGAGAUUUUUCUGAUUAAAAUGAGACACCAAACACGAUAUACAGUAAAAGCUCUAUGAGAGUCUGAAACUCUGGACCGCUUCAAAACUUCCACGGUGCACCGCAAAUCGUUUCAACACUUCUUCAUAAAUCUAUUUUUUGACCGACGUCUGAGCCUCGGCAACAAAGCGAGA